Leptinotarsa decemlineata (Colorado potato beetle) is the source of this 911-nucleotide messenger RNA. RefSeq lists its product as uncharacterized. Lineage: Eukaryota; Metazoa; Arthropoda; Insecta; Coleoptera; Chrysomelidae. The record is from RefSeq and is a predicted model, not a curated record.
CCGAAAAAAAUAUUGUUCAAUAGAUUCAACUUCAACCUAGGGCGACACCUUCUGAAUGAUAAAUCUUGCAAUGAAGAAAAUCUUACUGAGGACAACACAAAUCGUCCAGCUACUUUUUUAUAAGUAAAAAUCCUAUAGGGAGGCAGAGAUCUUGUGCAAAACUAUCACCAAAUCUCAGCCCUCAGGAGCAAAACUUCUUCACCGUGAUGAAUAUCAAUAUACAGGGACUAACAGGAAAAAUUCCCAGGCUGGAAAUACUACUCGAUAAACAUGAUGUGGAUAUUCUAUGUAUAUCUGAAACAUGGUGCAAAACAGGAAUGGAGAACCUAAGCUUUGGUAACUACAGGAUAAUAAACUCAUAUUGUCGAAAAGAAUUCAACCAUGGUGGUGUAUGUAUACUCGCAAAAAAAGAUCUAACAUUUCGAAAACUUGAUUUUAGCAAAGUAUGUACUGAAAAACUUUUUGAAGUAUGUUGUACAGAAGUUAAAGUACCUCAUAUAGGAAAAACCAUAAUAUGUGCAAUAUAUAGAUCACCUAAUUCUGAUUUUAAUCUUUUCAUGAACAAAUUAAAUGAUUUCAUGAAUAAUAUUUUUUUUUUAAUUAUUCUUAUCUGAUAUGUGGUGAUAUGAAUGUGGAUCUCCUUUCUUCUCGCUCAAACAAGAAAAUGCUGCUCAAUUUAUUUAAUGAGUAUAAUCUAAAAGAAACAUUUAACGUCCCUACGCGUAUUACAAAAUUCAGUAAAACGUGCAUUGACAAUAUCUUUACUAAUGUUGCAAACUACUCGGCACAGGUAAUUGACACAGAAAUAUCGGAUCAUACAUAUCAGCUAUUAUCUUUUAAUAUUAACCAGAAAAGUGAUUACUUUAUUACAACGGGUAGAAUAUUCAGUACCGAUAAUAUCCAAAAUUUCA